AGUGAGCGCCGAGCCAUUCUUCCCAUCAUCAUAAUCUCCCGUGCACAAGGAGAGGAUGCAUUCGCUCUCCACGGCAAAUUCGGGCAAAAUCCAUGUCUUCAGGGUCCUCUCCACGAGAGUCCUCUUCAGAGUCCUCUCCCAUAUCCUCAUUUCAUUCUGUCUCAUUCCUGAACGGAGGGAAACAGCAGAUCAGUCAAGAAACCAGCAAGAACAUCCGAGAGAGACAGAGAGGGAGAGAAAAAAAGGCCAACCUUGAGACUUUUUGCGCCAAAAUCACUCAAGCGCGAGAGAGUGAAGAAUAUUUGGGGACGUCUUCAGAUAUCAAUAAGAUGAUGAGGACCCCCAACGAUAUUUCGUCACCAUCAUUGUAGCAGGUAGGCCUCACUUCACACACGCAGGGACUCAAAUCCUCCCAUUAAGUGGCAGGGCGAUCAAAAAACGACAAGUGCUUUCUCGCGAUCCACAAAAAACUAGCGGAGAAAAACACACCAGGACCUUCUCGUCUCUCUUCCAAAGUGUGAGGGCAGCCCCAUUGUAUGGGUGCAAAUGCCAGAUUGGCUGCCCAGUCAUACAUACAUGUUCCACACAUGUGCAAUCCUUUCUCUAAGAGUGAUUGACAACUUACCCAGAAGCAGCCUGAACAAUCGGGGCUUGUGGUGCUGGUGGUUGGGAAGAAAUUGUUGCGCAAUGUCAGUGUUGAGCGAAAUCAAUGACUUGCUACAUCCGCUGACCAAGGACAAAGUGGUCAGUGUGAAAGACUGGAAUAGCAAUCACGACAAAGGUGCUGAUCUACAAUCGGAAAGCUCAAAGUCCUCCUCACCUCUAUCUUCGUCCUCGACCUCCUCUUCAUACGUUUCCAGUAAGCUGUUGGAGAAGGGCCGCGUGUGGGUGUCCUUAGGCGUGUAUCAAUUGAUCUACAUUAGUCUGAUCACCUCGUUCUUCUCAGUGUAUCUGGUGAUAGUGAUGCACUUCAUGGAUCCGUUCCAACCACGAAUUCGUCGAGGCGCCCUGGCUCAACCCGGCAUGGGAUUCCGGCCCAGGCCCACCAAUCCUUAUUCCACCCUGAUCCACUUCCAACACGGAACCAACGGCAAUUGGAAGCCAUACAAGAAUAGUCUGAAUGAUUUCACAAAAAAGUACGGUGGCUUCGGAAAAGAAGUGGGCCCGAGUAUCGUUUGCAAUUGGAACACCCAAUUGGACCAAGUCAGCCGCUGUCACGUGCCUUUUCGCAAGUACUGGAACCCCGCUUUUGACUAUUCUUGCGUGAAAGCUGAGGAUUAUGGAUACUCCCGAGGAUUUCCAUGUGUCGCCCUUAAAAUGAAUCAAAUUGUGGGUUGGGAACCAAAUCCCUACUACAAUAUCACGGAGAUCAACGGGAUUCCCGAAAUGCCCAAAUACCUGAAGCAACGAAUUUCCAAAUUAUGGAACAAGAACUGCAAGGGCAAGGGGUUGGAGAUGGAGCAACAUUGUCCUAAUCUCCGGAUGACGUGGGUCUCGUGUCAAGGAACCACUUCCGCGGAUCAAGAGUACAUGGGACCCCUCAACUUUCAUCCAGCUUACGGAAUGCAGGGCUACUACUACCCUUACCACAACCAGGAGCACUUUCUCAGUCCAUUUGUGUGGCUUCAAUUUCGGGGUCUGACGCCGGGGGUAAUCGUGUCCGUGGAAUGCAAGCUCUGGGCCAAGAACAUCAAGCACGAUCCCCUGAACCCGAGGAUCGGAGGGGUCCGAUUCGAAAUCCUCAUGGACUAACCAAACAAGCAAUUCAAGCGGAGUGGGCCCACCCACACCAAUCCGCAGGAACUCAGAAUGCAAAUCAAGCCGGUGCACGAUGUUAUACGUUCAUAUUUAUGUCGCGACUCAAAGUUAAUUUCUGAAAUAUAUAUUAUCAAUCCUUUUUUUA
This is a messenger RNA of Tigriopus californicus, 1903 nucleotides long. RefSeq names its product sodium/potassium-transporting ATPase subunit beta-2-like. The record is from RefSeq and is a predicted model, not a curated record. Gene Ontology annotation, biological process: intracellular potassium ion homeostasis; sodium ion export across plasma membrane; intracellular sodium ion homeostasis. Lineage: Eukaryota; Metazoa; Arthropoda; Copepoda; Harpacticoida; Harpacticidae. Gene Ontology annotation, cellular component: sodium:potassium-exchanging ATPase complex. Gene Ontology annotation, molecular function: ATPase activator activity. The coding region runs from base 547 to 1752 and encodes 401 amino acids. The transcript is spliced from 8 exons.